This is a messenger RNA of Hydatigera taeniaeformis, 528 nucleotides long. NCBI's taxonomy places the organism in Eukaryota, Metazoa, Platyhelminthes, Cestoda, Cyclophyllidea, Taeniidae. The record is from the annotation of a GenBank genome assembly.
AUGAGCCUUCUGGGAUCAAUGAUGCAUGCAUUGCAAAGGGUUGGCAGUUACAGGAGGUCUUCCAAUUCACCUCAAAACUCUUCAGCACUUACGGGAGCUAACGGUGCCAAUAUGCUUGCUCCCCCGUCUCCCUCUAAGGCUCUGACGACUGGCGCAUCUACCGACAUUCCCACAACAGCGACCUCCCGUAGUUUUAAGGCACCAUCAACUCUGCAGGUGCCCACAUUCGACCAGACCUCAAAGGAACUCACUUUUCCCAACUCUGUUGACCAACAAAAGAAGAACACUCGGGAUUCAAUGCAAGUCAAAGAUCCUGAUAUCACUGAACCUAGCAGUGAAAUUUCUGAGGAGAUCCCCUUGAAACAAUCACAUGGAACGCGGAAGGAAUUAGAAAAGCCUUCGAAUGUCGCUUAUGAACGGCCAUGCGGUUUCCAUCCACCGGCUAACCAAAGGGUUGGAUUUCCCAACCUCCCUGUGUACGUCUUUGUUCUAGCUACGUAUUGUACACGUGUGCGAUUUCAAUGCUAA